AUGGCUAAAGAGACUAAGCGUCCUGCAAGGGAUAUACUGAUUGGUUUGGUUGGUUCAAUGUCUAUGAUUACUGUGAUUUAUUGUUUGAUGGCUUUGGCAUUGACCAUGGUGGUAAAGUAUACCCAAAUUGAUAUAAAUGCUGCAUACUCAGUUGCUUUUGAACAAAUUGGCAUGAAAUGGGCUAAGUAUUUGAAAAUGGAGUGUGCAUUUGUGGGCAAGUUUUGUAAUACAUUGUUGGUGAAUUCAAGGAGGCUUAAGAUUAAGAGAAGAGCGGAAAUGAGAAGUCACAGCAAGUUUUACUCCUUUAAAUUCAAGAUUACAUCAGUGCUUUCUCAAGCAAAUCAUAAUCCUUCUUUGCAGGUAGCUACUGAAAAACAAGGAAGUCCAGCUGGUUUUGGUCUUGGAGAAUGGGUUUGGCCUUCUCCUGGGGAUGAAAUCCCAUUUUGGAUGAACAAAUUUCCCUCGACGGAUUUGAGCCCAGAAGUUUCAGCUGACAUAGAGAAGGACUCCAAUCUCUUACACAUUAUUCAUGUUACAGCUGAAAUGGCACCUAUAGCGAAAGUUGGUGGUCUUGGUGAUGUUGUAACUGGAUUGGCCCGUGCAUGUUUAUCAUGUGGCCAUACAGUAGAUGUAAUGCUCCCUUUCUAUGAGUGCAUUCAGAGACAGGAGAUCAAUGAUUUGGAAUUGAUCACGACAUAUUACUCUUAUCAUGAUGGUGAUUGGGUUCCAAUAAAAGCCUAUCGCGGGUUAGUCUCGGGAGUCCCAGUGAUAUUUGUUGAAUCGUCGAAUCAGUUCUUCAAGGGGCAAUAUGUCUAUGGGGGUUCAUACAAUGAGCUGGAGGCAUAUCUAUUUUUAAGUCGUGCUUGCCUAGAAUGGAUGCAGGUGACUGGAGUUCAUCCUGAUAUCAUUCAUGUCCAUGAGUGGCAGACAGGUGCUUUGCCCCUGCUUUACUGGGAUAUGUAUCACGUUCUUUCGCUCAAGAAACCGAGAAUAGUGUUGACAAUCCACAACAUGGAGCAUUAUGGGGAAUGCAGAAAAGAGCAACUCGGUAAAUGUGGUCUUGAUGGAUCUAUAUAUGGAACUGAGGACAAGGCAGUCGAUGAUCGAACAAUUGGCCACAAUCCUGAGAGACUGAGCCUACUGAAGGGUGGAAUUGUGUAUAGCAAUGCUGUAAUUACAGUCUCUCCAACGUAUCUUAAAGAGACACUUUGCUCUGGAUGGCUUGCAAGCACAUUAAUAAGCAAUCGUGACAAGUAUUUCGGAAUUCUAAAUGGGAUUGACACUGUGAUCUGGAACCCUGCUACCGAUGUUUUCUUACCUGCUAAGUUUCACGGAUCCCAUAUUAGAAGGGAAAAUGGUGGGCAUGUAGGUUAUAAAGGUUUGGACACUUUCCCUUGGCAAGCCAAUUUUCUAAGGAGGGUUCUACCCAAGCCUAUGAAAGAACCAUGA
Molecule: messenger RNA, 1449 nt
Organism: Pistacia vera
Lineage: Eukaryota; Viridiplantae; Streptophyta; Magnoliopsida; Sapindales; Anacardiaceae
Product: glycogen synthase-like
Exons: 10
Coding region: 1-1449 (482 amino acids)
Source: RefSeq, a predicted model, not a curated record